Messenger RNA from Sphaeramia orbicularis (orbiculate cardinalfish), 2028 nucleotides. It is a transcript of the gene fbxo25, whose product is annotated as F-box protein 25. Gene Ontology annotation, cellular component: cytoplasm; nucleus; SCF ubiquitin ligase complex. The transcript is spliced from 11 exons. Gene Ontology annotation, molecular function: protein binding. Gene Ontology annotation, biological process: protein ubiquitination. NCBI's taxonomy places the organism in Eukaryota, Metazoa, Chordata, Actinopteri, Kurtiformes, Apogonidae. The record is from RefSeq and is a predicted model, not a curated record. The coding region runs from base 166 to 1263 and encodes 365 amino acids.
AAGGGGGCGUGUAGGAAUUCCCGUGUCCGCACUGUGUUUACUUCCGUCAAUAUUUCCAGCGCAGCAGGCAACGGAGACAAGGAGCAGAAACAGAGACAGACGAUACAACAAAGGAGUCUCUGGCCUGUCAGAAACUGGAUAUCUGGUCACAGUGCCCCAGGUAGAAUGCCUUUCUUGGGCAAGGACUGGAGGUCGCCAGGAUGGAGCUGGGAAAAGACAGAUAAUGGCUGGAAGAGGAUUGUCUUUUAUGGGGAAGAGUUGGAAGACAACGACAAAGAGUUGGCCUUCAAAGAGCUCUGCAGUGACAACAAAGAAAAUUUGUUCGUCGGAGAUGUGUGUGAGCUCGCCAGCACGAAGAGGAAAAAGGACUUCUACAACAAUAACACCAAAUCUCAAUUUGUUUUCAGAGAUAAGUGGAUCUAUGUGCAGAAAGGAAGCACAAAAGAACGACACGGAUACUGCACACUUGGUGAAGCCCUGAACCGUCUAGACUUUUCCAGUGCCAUUCAGGACUUGAGAAGAUUCAACUAUGUUGCAAAGCUUUUCCAGUUAAUAGCCAGGUCUCAGCUGACGUCUUUGAGUGGAGCUGCCCAGAAAAACUAUUUCAACAUUCUAGAGAAGAUUGUACGGAAAGUCCUGGAGGACCACUACAAUCCCCGCCUUGUCAAAGAUUUGCUGCAGGACCUGAUCUCCACUUUGCACAAUCUGACUAUUCACGUCGGCAGAAUUGUCCUCGUGGGCAACAUCAACAUCUGGCUGUGCCGACUAGAGACCAUUCUCAAAUGGCAGCAACAGCUCAACAACCUGCAGAUCCCCAAGCAAGUGCGUAAUGGUAUGUUGUUCAGCGACCUGCCGCUUCACACGCAAAACAAGAUCCUCUACAAGCUGUCAGACGCCUGUGACAUCAUCAACCUGGGACAAACUACGCCUACUCUGCAGAGUCUUAGUGAGAACAAGACUCUGUGGAAAAAGCUCUGCCAUUUUCACUUCGCAGACAAACAGUUUUGUAGAAACUUGGUUUUAAGCAACAGUGAGAACGUGGACUGGAAGCUGAUGUACUUCACCUUGCGGAAACAUUAUCCCAUGAAGGAGCAGUACGGCGACACUUUGCACUUCUGCAAACACUGUAGCAUCCUCUUCUGGCAGGAUCGCCACCUGGCGUUAUUAUUCAAGGACUGUGGCCACCCCUGCACAGCCAACGACCCAGACAGCUGCCUCAUGCCUAUCUCGCCGCAGCACUUUAUCGACCUCUUCCAGUUUUAACCCUUCAAGAGAGGCGUCCACACUCCCGAACAAACCAACGUACGAGACCUCGACGUCGUGCACCCAAAUAAAAAGGGCUUCAGCUGAAAGAAAUUUCUUACGUAUGUCUUCUUUUAUCUCAUGUGAGCAGUAGGGAGGAAUUAAUGUCUGUUUAUUGAUGUUGAGAAUGUCAGUGAUGGGUCAAAAUAGAAUAGGAACUAUCCGCACAAUUUUUGUCUUUUCGAUGAAAAAGCAAUGUAUUAUAUAGGAAAGAGAAAAGUGUACAUGUUGUGAGAUUGUUUCAAAAGAGUUUAUAUGUAUAAAGAGUUUUAGCAUGUUUACAGUGGGUGAAUAAUGGCGGUUUAAAAAAAGAUAGGCUCUUAAAGUUCAUGACCAGAAUAAACCGACUCGUGUUUGUUGUUUAUUUAAACUAUUCUGGUUGUGCUCUGUUUUUUUUGGGUGUUUUUCUGGGAUAACUGAACGCAUGUCAUGUUAGAGUCUUUGUUUGUAUGUUGUCCUUUGUGAACUCUUGCUCUGUGUAUACCGGAAGUAUUAUGCCACUGAAAGAAAAUCAUCUAAAAGCAUUAACCGCACAGGUUUUUAUAAUGUGCUUUUGUCAAGUGACGGACAAGGAAAUGUACAAACAUUAUUUAAGAAAAAGUUUUGUAUCCUUUUCUCCAACUUUUUUAAUAUCCCUUUAGCAUUCCAAUACUCUUUAUGGUACUGUCAUGAUCUUUAUGGGACAGGAAUUAACUAUAUGAUAAUUAAAUAUUUAUAAAAAACCUG